Fusarium vanettenii 77-13-4 is the source of this 2111-nucleotide messenger RNA. RefSeq lists its product as uncharacterized. NCBI's taxonomy places the organism in Eukaryota, Fungi, Ascomycota, Sordariomycetes, Hypocreales, Nectriaceae. Gene Ontology annotation, biological process: nuclear-transcribed mRNA catabolic process, nonsense-mediated decay. The transcript has 3 exons. Gene Ontology annotation, cellular component: telomerase holoenzyme complex. The record is from RefSeq and is a predicted model, not a curated record. Gene Ontology annotation, molecular function: telomerase RNA binding; protein binding; telomeric repeat DNA binding. Bases 1 to 2061 code for a protein of 686 amino acids.
AUGGACAACAUCGCAGACAAAUGGGUUGGCUACCUCCGAAACCGAGAUCGCCAGGAUAAGGGAGGAGGUCCGAACAGUUUCUCAUGCCCCGAAUGCAACCUCGAGGUUGGGAAUAGCCUCGAAUCCUGGCAAAAUCACGUCGCGUCGGACCCCGAGCACCAACAGCGGUGGCCUACGGAGCAGGAGGUGUCCAACAACAUCGCGCCUGAUGACACGCGCGAGGCUAAGCGCCGGUCCCCGCCACCGGCCAAUCCUCAGCCGCCAUCAAGCCCCCCCAACAAUCGAAGUCGAGCCCGAAACGACCCUCGCAUCGAUCAGGGAAGGCCUCACAAGAAUACAUCUGGGCGGCAACUCUGGAACUCGGAGGAUGGCAUACCUCCCAAGACCCCUCAAAGUCAGGGGGGUCGAGCUGUGCCCCUCGCCUCACAAAGGCAACAAACUUCGAACCAGAGCAACCCCAUCACGGCGCCUCAGAGUUCGCCCCAGCCUGGGCAAGAUGAAGACAAUACUUCAGUCAUGAUACCUCAACCAGAGACCAGGCCUAUCUCUCAAGAUCAACUAGUUGCCGAAGUAAAAGGCAUAUAUGCCGGUCUCGUCAUGGUUGAAACAAAAUGCAUUGAAGUUGACAAUGCUCAAUCCUCUAAUGCUGAGUCAAAUCCUAAGCUCAACAACGACCAAUGGCAAGCCUUGAUUGCUCUGCACAGAACACUGUUGCAUGAGCAUCAUGACUUCUUCCUCGCCAGUCAACAUCCUUCCGCCAGUCCUGCAUUGCGACGACUGGCAUCCAAAUACGCUAUGCCUGCGCGCAUGUGGCGCCACGGCAUCCAUUCGUUCCUUGAACUUUUGAGACACAGGCUGCCUGCGUCUUUGGAACAUAUGCUUACGUUCUUAUAUCUGGCAUAUAGCAUUGUCGCUCUUUUGUACGAGACUGUGCCCGCCUUUGAGGAUACUUGGAUUGAGUGCUUGGGAGAUUUGGGUCGAUACAGAAUGGCCAUCGAGGACGACUGCAUCCGGGACCGCGAGACGUGGACUGGCGUGAGUCGCCAUUGGUAUAGCAAGGCUUCUGAUAAGUCCCCUACCACUGGUCGCCUCUAUCACCAUCUCGCUAUUCUCGCCCGGCCCAAUGCCCUGCAGCAACUCUCGUACUAUACUAAGUCGCUCUGUGUCCUGAUCCCCUUUCCGAGCGCCCGGGAGAGCAUCAUGACCUUGUUUGACCCAGUAUUGAGCAAGAGCCCGAACCGCCUGGCGCCAAUUGAUGCAGCAUUUGUGAGGGCUCAUGGCAUUCUCUUUUCUGGAAAGUCCAGGGAGAGGCUUCAAGAAUCGAUGGACGAAUUCAUUGAGCAGCUCGACAGCUAUAUUGGACGUGUUACAAAGAGGUGGCUGGACGCAGGAUAUUAUAUUGGCAUUUCCACCGGUUGCUCUCUUCUGGGCUAUGGCACUGAAUCGAAUGUGCUCAUGCGGGCCAUGUCACAGAAGCCUGAAGAGACAGAUGUUGCUAUGGACGGAAGCACAAUCGCAGAGGCCAGUCCGGAUGAGACCUUCAAGCAGGCCCUUAGCUUUGCAAUACGCAUCACCGAGACGGUAAUGAGGCGAUGGGGAGACACCAACACGCUGCCAUUCCUUCACACCAUGCUGGUAUUCAUGAACCACAUGACGCGAUUCCCAGGGGCCAUUUCUCACAUUGAAGGGGUUUUCCCAUGGAAGCUAACAUCUCUGAUGCUCAACUCCCUCCUGGUAUCAUGCGAGGCUGGCUAUGAAGUACACUCCGAUUUCCGACGUCCUGAGAGAGAGUUGCCCCGGCCUCUCCCCGAGGACUUUGCCAUGCGCGGAUUGAUCUAUUCAGAGGAUUACUUCCCUAGCGAUUGGUUCAAGAACGACAAAAUUGAUGAGGAUGAGAAAUAUUUUGAGCUGGGGUCCAUGGUAGAAGAGAGAAAGGAUCGCAUUCUCUCUCUGGGCUGCAAGAUGGCCACCUCAGGAUCCUGGCUUAUCUGGAACCCAGACACCCGUCAAUUCACCGUCCCGGCCAAGUAUGAUGUGGAACUGGAGGAUGUCCCAGCCUGAAUUCUCACCGACAGCCUGGCAGAAAGAAAGAUCAGCUUCUCGCUGAGUCU